Messenger RNA from Zasmidium cellare ATCC 36951, 891 nucleotides. RefSeq lists its product as uncharacterized. The record is from RefSeq and is a predicted model, not a curated record. The transcript has 2 exons. Bases 1 to 891 code for a protein of 296 amino acids. NCBI's taxonomy places the organism in Eukaryota, Fungi, Ascomycota, Dothideomycetes, Mycosphaerellales, Mycosphaerellaceae. Gene Ontology annotation, molecular function: catalytic activity.
AUGGCACCAGUCACGGCUUGGGACCGGUUGGUCCGAUACGUUUCUGCAAAGGAUGGCAAGGUCAGACUCGGCGAGCCCAUCGUCAGCGACUCCAAACCGGACAUCGAUGCCCUGGCGCAAAAGGGCGGGUUGAAAGUCAAAGUCCUCGAGGGCCCGAACCCCAUCGAAGCAAAGCAGACGGGCGAAGAGGACGAAGUCAAGACGUUGCUGGGUCCGCUGACGCCGCAGGAUGUCCCGAUUGUGAGGUGUAUUGGGUUGAAUUAUAAGACGCAUAUCCUCGAAACCGGCUUCGACCUCCCCACUAACCCAACCCUCUUCCUCAAAUCCUCCAUGUCCGUCGCCGACACGCGCCAGCCGGUCCCCAUCCCACCCCUCGGCCAGCCCAAAUGCGACUACGAAGGCGAACUAACCAUCGUCAUCGGGCGCGACGCCCUCAACGUCUCCGAAGCCGACGCCCUCGACUACGUCGCGGGCUACGUCUCCGGCAACGACGUCUCGUGCCGCGACUGGCAGAUGGACAAGGACAAAGCGGGCAUGAUGCCGCAGUGGUCCUUCUCCAAGUCCUUCGACAAGUACGCGCCGCUGGGGCCCGCGAUCGUGUCGACGAAGGUGCUGGGGGAUGCGAAGGGGCUGAAGUUGCAGACGUUUGUGAAUGGCGAGGAGAGGCAGAGCUCGAAUACGAGUGAUUUGUGCUUUGGGGUCAGGCAGCUGGUGAGCUUUUUGAGUACCGGGCAGACGUUGCUUAAGGGGAGUUUGAUCAUGACGGGGACGCCGGGUGGGGUGGGCAUUGGCAUGAAGCCUGAGCCGAAGUAUUUGAGGGAUGGGGAUGAGGUUGUGGUGGAGAUUGAGGGGAUUGGGAAGGUGGUUAAUAAGAUGGAGUUUGUGAAGUAG